Molecule: messenger RNA, 255 nt
Organism: Guillardia theta CCMP2712
Lineage: Eukaryota; Cryptophyceae; Pyrenomonadales; Geminigeraceae
Exons: 2
Coding region: 1-255 (84 amino acids)
Source: RefSeq, a predicted model, not a curated record
AUGUUCGCAGCGGUGCGGCGGCUGCAGUCGAAGAUGGCGGGGGACAGGAUCGUGUGGGACCCCAACGGCAACGGAUACUACGUGUACUCCUCUAAGCCCUUCUGGGAGGAAUGGCAGAUGUACGACCCCAACGCUGGAGGAGGCCUGGGAGCCUGGGAUCGAGACCAUCACUACGAUAUCUGGGGCAAGCCCGAGACUGUCGUCAAGACGCCCAUCCACUGCAACCAUCCCGGAUGUCCUCAGGACUCCUUCUAG